Molecule: messenger RNA, 2337 nt
Organism: Haliotis rufescens (red abalone)
Lineage: Eukaryota; Metazoa; Mollusca; Gastropoda; Lepetellida; Haliotidae
Exons: 3
Coding region: 118-942 (274 amino acids)
Source: RefSeq, a predicted model, not a curated record
GUCAAGUUCAGUGAGAGUUAUCCGUCUUGAGUUGGAACUCUUCAAUUGGUUGGAUGAACUUCCGCCGAGUAUUGUCAACUUCCGUCGAAAAUAGCGCGCUGCUUCGAAGCUGUCAAAAUGGGGAAGCAAUACUGCUGUAUUUGUAGCAAUUUUAGGGGAAAGAGAGUCGGUGAAAGAAUAGUAUCUCUACACGUCAUUCCAGUAAGCAAGUCCCUACGACAAGCGUGGAUAAGGCGACUUCGGUUAGUGAGAAAAGACCUCACAGUGACCAAGCACGCGGAAAUAUGCUCAGAACAUUUCCUGGGUGGUAACGGUCCAGGCAAAGGGCAUGAUGUUCCAUCGAUUUUUCCGAAGAAAAAUUACAGUACUUGCACAGUGUCUGAUGCUGACUUUGCUGAUACCCCUAAGCCAAAUGAAAGCCCAUUCAAGCAGGCCUGUGACCCUGAAUCUCCCAAAGUGACUAUGCAGAUACAUGGAGGGACUCCUCAGUCUGAUGAAAUUGAACAUCAUUCCACAACAUUCAGUCAAGGUGCCAGAUCCUAUGACGUUGCAUCAAUUAUGCUGCAUGACUACUGUGAGGCUGUGUGUGAAGACGAUAUCAGUUGCAUAAGAUAUGGAUCAUCGCAAACAGAAAUGGUGGAAGUUAGAAGCAUGUCUACUCAAACUGACGAUGUAAUGUUCCAGUGUUUGAAUCCUGUGAAAACAUCCUGUGCAAUGACUCAGACUGAGACUGAAAAUAAAAAAGUCUUUCGCAAUCAAGCCACUCAAGUCAAGCUUCCUGAUUUAACAUUUUUUGAUGUGACGAAUGAUUCAGAAUUGGCAACUAUUAUACAGGUCUUGUGGAUGCAGAAAAGUUUUCAUGUUUAUUUGACGAGUUUUCUGAGGUUCAUGACAGGGACUAUCCAACAUCCAAUAUCGGACGCCCUAAAUCUUUGUCUUUGAUAGACGAGUUCUUUCUAGUGUUGAUGCGUCUUAGACUUGGACUCCUAGUUGUUGAUUUAUCAAAGCGAUUUCAUAUUUCCAGAAGCUGCUGUGCUGAUGUCAUUAAUAGAUGGAUUGAUAUUUUGUACAACAAUUUAUCCUUCCUAGUUGUCUGGCCAUCAAUGGAUACUAUUAAUACAACUAUGCCUCAAGGUUUUAAAGACCUGUAUCCAAAUACAAGGGUUGUUAUAGAUUGUACAGAAUUAUUUACAGAAAAACCUUACUCUAUUGGUAAACAGUCACAAAUGUACAGACAUUAUAAAAGUCACACAACAUUUAAAGCGCUUGUUGGUGUCACUCCAAAUGGUGUUGUUAGCUUUGUCUCUGACUUGUGGUCAGGAGCUAUAAGUGACCGGCAAAUAACAGUAGAAUCAGGACUUUUAGAUUUGUGUGAUGUAGGUGAUGCAAUCAUGGCGGAUAAGGGAUUUACAAUCUCAGACUUGACAACACCAAAAGGUAUACUCCUAAUAAUUCCACCAAAGAAACAUAAGAGAAAACAGCUGACUGCUGUAGAAAUUGAACAAACUAGGAGAAUAGCAAACUUGAGAAUCCAUGUUGAAAGGCACAUGGAACGUGUCAAGAAUUUCAGAAUUUUGCAGGGUAUAAUUCCAAUUACAAUUUCAAAAUCUGUAAAAUCUGUAAUGCUUUGACUACUCUGCUUCCCCCUCUUUAUCCUCAUGACCAAGAAAUUGAUGACAAUUACUUCUUUGAUAAAAGUUCCUUGCUUGCUCUGUAAUUAGUAGGAUUAGCAUAAUCUUAUUGCAGCUCCAGAUGUGAAUGGUCACAUGAUAUUUUCUGCUAUAUUUAAACUUAAUAAUCAUGGUAUCAUGAUAACAAUUUUGUAUUGAAAACAUUGAGCCAAAUAAGUCUAGACAAAUAAGUCUAUGUUUGUCCAAUAUGACUAUUGACAUGACCACCUACUGGUUGUCUAUUUUUGUUUUACUUAUUGAAUCAAAGCAUUGAUAUAUAAAAAUCCUGACUCUUCAUAUAAGUAGAUAAACAAUUUCAUGUUUUAGCUGUGACAGCAGGAUCAUAGUCCCAUGGUUCUAAUCAGGGGUCUGGAAAAUUUAAAAUCCCAAUCGGACAUUUGCAUUUAGGCCUAGAACUUCUAAUUUUUGUAACAAUAACUAAGACGUUACAGAAAAUAUGUUAUGAUAUGUUAUGGCUUAAUAGAAUGGUUCAAGAAAUUACAAGGCGAAGAAGAUAUCCUAUGUCUAAGUGACAUACUAUUUGAAUGGUCAGUCGCCGUGAAUGCGGCGUUAAGUAACAAUUCACCCACUGAAUGGUAAGUAUCUAUGACAUUCAAAGAAAGAUAUGAUAUGGUAUUGAGUGAAACAUUGAAUUGACUGAGUGAGC